CAACUCCAGCUUUAGCGCAACAGCACACACAGUUGUAGUAGAACUUUAGUCUCGGUAAGACGUUUCCGCGGACGUUCGUGGUCGCGUCGGAUUCUGGGAAGAAUACCUAAGGCUUCUUCUUCGGCCCCCAAUUGUCAGCCAGCGCGUGUGGAGAAGGAGAACAAUAAAUACACACACGGAAGUCGUUGUUUUGCUGUGCGCACUCGUUCGCUCGCGUUCGUGUUCUUUCUUUUUCUCGGCGAGGGCCAGCGAGGGGAUGAAUGAACCUGUGCAACCGGUGCAACGACGACGGUGUUACGAUGUUCCGACGACGUCUUCCGGUCCGGUCAAACGCGGUCGUGUGGUAGUAGUGUAGAGUGGUCGCGGUGCGUAUUCUCGAUGCGGGGGACACGCACCAGAUGGUGAGCGACUAAUAGUGACCAUUCGUGGAGUGUGUAGUUUUUCCUGUUGUUUUUGUCGCACACAGAUGAUGGUGGUGUGUGACCGUGACAUAAAUCGUAGAUUUAGAGGCUGGUGAACAUAAUAAACCCUUAGGCAUAAGGAUCCUGUGUAGCAGCACUCAUGGUGAACUCAAAUAGGCAAGAAAAAAAAACGAAUCAAAAGAAUAGUUACCAAUUCAUUCACCUAGAAGAGCAGUUCGAGCGGAAGAAGGAAGCACCGAAAAAAAAAUAUAUAUAUACAGCCACAUAGAUCCAUGCAUUCAACAGUACAUAAAAAAUCAUUCGUUAAUUAGAACUAUGACUAGUGGCUUUUUCUGUGUGCGCAGAUGUGGCAGAGGUAAGUGCGAAUGAGGAGUGCGGGUGGGCGAAACGCCGGGGGAGUGUGUUAGGAAGAGUGUGGAUCAGAAAGCGAUAAAAAGCAGAAGCCGAAGGCAAAUGGAUCCACAUCAAGAGAAGUAAUAAUUGAUUACGACCUCCGCCACAAGUGGUGUUUGCUGUGCGGGAAAUUAAAAUUGAUGAGAAGUGAAAAAUUUAGAGUGUAUAAUCCGUAGAAUAAAGGUAGCAGUGCGUGUGGGUGCGUGUUUUCUAUUUUGGCGCCCCGAUUGUGAUGGUGAUGGCACGGAGGUGUACAGUUCCGACCAGCUAGAUGUAUUAUCGAAGAAAAUUUAUUAGCACAACAAAAUACAAAUAAUGUGUACAUAUAUCCUACAAGAGUUUGCUUGAAUCAUAUCGCCCUCGAGAGGGCAAAAGCUGUCCAAGUGUAAGAUUUUAUCUCGCAUUUUCCUUCGGAUCGUAUUUCCCGAGGCUCGUCCAGUGUCGUCUAUGUGUGUGUGUAUGUUUAUAUUGGUGUUUUGAAUAAUAAUUGCAACAGCAAAGUGGCGGUCGGAGCAGCAGGUGUGAAUGAUUUCCGGUGUGAGUGCGCGAGCGCCCGGUGCUGCGAUUCUCUGUCGGUCGAAUCCCCGCAUGUCAACGGGGAUAUCACUUUCUAGUUAUGUGCUUUCGAUUAAAAUUUAAAUGAGUGUUUGGUGAUGUCAUUACUGGAUGAUAAUGAACUGGAUUAUAUUAGGGGUGGUCUUCAUCCUAACGCCACAGCUUCGCUUGGAUCCUUCAUCGCCGCUGUCGAUUUCCUCGGCGGAGUCGUCCUCAUCGCUGAUUGCCAGUCUGCUGAGCGCCGUCCACGGCAAUGGCCCGGUCGGGAUUGCAGCCGUCCACGGGACUCCAGUCAACCCAGAUCCUAUUCCGGUAUCGCUGGGGGUGAUAAAUCCAUUCAUCAAACACUGGGAACCGGCACGGUUCGACCGCAGCCAGCUGGAGCAGGCCCAUCGGCAUCACGAGAGCCAACGGCGCCGGAGACGCAGUGUCAACUAUGACCACAGCUCGGCCGGCUACGGCCCAGCCAAUGUGGUCCGGCUGAGCUUCCACGCCCAUGGCAGAGAGUUCAGUCUGGUUCUGCGUGAGGAUCCAGCCUCGAUCUACGCUCGUGAUGUGCAGAUCGAGAACACCGAAGGUCCGGUGGAUUUUGAUCUGUCGCGAAUCUAUACAGGCAUCGUGGAAGAUGACGACUCGUCCCAGGUGCACGGGGUGCUGACGCGCGACAACCUGUUCGACGGUACCGUCGUCACGAAUCUAGAGCAAUACUAUAUCGAGCCUGCCGUCCGGUACGGGCCGGAACUGGAACGGCAAGGCGUCCAUUCUGUGAUCUACAAACUCAGCGACGUCAAGAUUCGGCAGGAUCAUCACGGCCACACGGAGGGAAGCGCUGGGGGCAUCAACAGCAGCAGUAGUAUUAGUAGUAAUAGUGAUUCUAGUGAUAGUGAUGGCGGUGCGGAGGUGGAGCUGAAUGCUCGAAAUCAAUUGAAUCAAAAGUCUGAUGAUAGUAACAGUAGUUCGAGUGAUAGGCUAAGUAGACAAAGUAGUGCUGCGAGUGAGUCGAGUGAUUGGCUCAGCGGAGACGGAAGUGGGAUCGCUUCGGUUCAGAAUGGUUCGUUCCGACGGAAGAGGAGCAAUCGUAAAAGUGAUAUCAAACGGAGGAAACGAUGGGUACCAGAAGAGAUGCAGGAGAACCGCGGCAACCCAUCGCUCCCGCUGGACCUCGAGGUUCCGUACAACGACGACUACAGUCUCACGCGCAACCACAACCUCAACCUCAACUUCAAGGAUCGCAUCAUCACUCGAACGAGUCUAGCGAACAGUGGGGCCGGACUGCAGCCUCCGAGCGGUGGCAGCGGGGGAAUCAGUGGCCAAACGGUGAACCGUAACAUCAACACCAACCUGCACGAACGGUUUCACCCGCCGACGACGAUCAACAACCGGAAAAACCACUUCUUGAUCAAUACGUACAACCCGGGCGCGGAUCUUACCCAACGGAUUAAUACCCGCAAUCGGAACAUCAUCGGCAAUGUCUACGACCAGAAUGCGGCCAAUAGCAGUGUGAAUGGUGCUGGCAGUGGUGGUGGUGGUGGUGGAAUCGGGAACAGUAACUCAAACCCGAACCACAAAACACACGUGGAGAUCAUCACCAAGAACGGAUCGACAAAGAAGAACAUCAUUGUGAACAAUUACGAUCCGGAUGUUACGAUCACCGGUGGCAAUGGUGGUAACGUGAACCUGAACGUGCGGAACGAAUUGAACGAGCAAAAGCAAUCGUUCGCCAACUCUCUGUACGACCGGAAGAGCACAUGUAUGUUGUAUCUGCAGGCAGAUCACACGUUCUUCCAGAAGAUGGGUUCGGACGAGUCGAGCAUCGAAGCCAUCACGAGACACGUGCAGCGGGCCAACAUGAUCUACCGGAAGACGGAUUUUAACGGCGACGGUAAACCGGACAACAUCACGUUCAUGAUCAAACGCAUCAAAGUGCACAAUCUGAACGCCCUGAAGGAUCCGUCGUAUCGCUUCUCCGGCAGCUACGGGGUGGAGAAAUUUCUGGAACUGUUCUCAGAGGAGGACUACGACGCGUUCUGUCUGGCGUAUAUGUUCACGUAUCGGGAUUUCGAGAUGGGCACCCUCGGACUGGCCUGGACCGGCGACCUCAAGAAUGCCGGCGGUGUCUGCGAGAAGAACGGGCACUAUCGAGGAUCGCUGAAAUCCCUCAACACCGGCAUUGUGACAUUGCUGAACUAUGGCAAGCAUGUGCCACCUGCCGUUUCGCACGUGACGCUGGCGCACGAAAUCGGACACAAUUUUGGCUCACCGCACGACCCGGAGCAGUGCACGCCGGGGGGUGAAGAUGGCAACUUCAUCAUGUUCGCCCGUGCCACAUCCGGCGACAAACGAAACAACAAUCGCUUCAGCCCCUGCUCACUGAAGGCCAUAGAGCCGGUGCUGAAUGCGAAGGCUCGCAGCGCCAAAGGAUGCUUCACUGAACCACAAGCGUCGAUCUGUGGAAACGGCGUGGUGGAGCCCGGCGAACAGUGCGACUGCGGAUGGGAAGAAGAUUGCAAGGAUUCCUGCUGCUACCCGAUGUCACGACAUCCUCGGUUCGACCAGAAGCCCUGCACUCUCACGCCGAAAGCCCAAUGCAGUCCCUCCCAGGGUCCCUGCUGCACCCUGGAGUGUACACUCAAACUUGGCGACAAGUGCCGAGAUGACAACGGAUGUCGUGAUCCGGCGUACUGCGACGGUACGAUGGCCAUGUGUCCGCCGUCAGUCAACAAACCAAACAAGACGAUCUGCAACAAGGAGUACGUGUGCUACAUGGGCGAAUGUACCGGCUCGAUUUGUCUCGCUUACGGACUGGAGUCCUGUCAGUGUGCCGUCGGUCCUCAUGAUCCGGCCAUCCGGGCCUGCGAGCUGUGUUGUAAACUACCGGGCGAGGAUAAAGCCUGUCUCAGCUCGUUUGAAUGGAACGACCCACCGUUCGAUGUGCCGGAUAUGUACGCAAAACCGGGAACGCCUUGCAACGAUUACAAUGGUUACUGUGACGUUUCGCAAAAGUGCCGCGAGGUAGAUCCGUCCGGCCCAUUGGCGACCCUGCGCAAGCUGCUCCUGUCGGAAGAGAGUAUCGCCAGCUUCAAGAAGUGGGUGGUGUCCAAUUGGUACGCCGUUGUGCUGAUAAUCGUCAUUGUGUUCGCAUUACUGAUCCUGAGCGCGAAACUGCUGGGCAAGCGGACAAAUCUGAAACUCAAAACGGUAACCAUCAUCCACAGUGCCACGACGGAAACGGUGCGGCUACCGGAGGACAACAACGGCGUCAUAGUGCACACAGCUGUACGCACCAAAGUGCCACUCAGGAAAAAGGUUCGCGGCGAGCGUUCGAAAUCGAAGACGGGACCCAUGCCGGCGAGCACACAACAGCAAGCGAUCCCGAAGCAGCUGCUGGCGACGGCAACCGGUCAAGGAGGAAUAGUAACCACCGCAGCGGCAGCAGAAAACUCAACCGGAGUAAUUCCAUCCACCUCGAAGGAUCGAUUCCAUCUGUCCAGAUCGUCAACGAACAACCCCGCCACGGUGGUCAUCAAACAGGUGAAACGACACGUCGGAAAAACGACAAUUACUACGGCCAACAACACCGACAGCCCGAAGAAGUUGCUCAAGAAGAAGAAGAAACGCUCCAGUGCCACCCCCGGGGGUCCUUCCGACGAAUCCCCAGUGAAGGAACCGAUCACUAAGCAGAAAAAGAAGAAAACCAAACUGAAACACAAGGAGGUUAUUGACUAUUCCAACAGAAGCGAUACUCAUAACCAUAGCAACACGUUCGGAAAAGUGCAUAGGUGGCUUUUGGAGUCGCCGAUAGUGACAAACUCCACGAAUCAGUUCGAGCAUGCCUCCAAAGUAACCAACAUAAUGAACAAAAGUAUAUCAACGCCGGAACACCUGACGGCAACAACCACCGCUGCCGCCGUCUCACAGCAGCAGCAGCGAUCUCCAAAAAAGGCCCGCGUGAAGACCAAAUCGGUCGGUAAUCUCAACGAGAAAGUUCGCCUUCAGGUUGUCUACAAACCACCCUUCAAAUUUAGCUUGAAACUCUCCAAGAACGACCCUUCGGUGAAAACCCACAUCGUCGCUGGCCCGAUAGGAAAGCGAAAGGGCAGAAUGGUGGAUCGGAAACGGGUCGCUGCCGCGAUCCAGUCCGAUUCUCAACGGGGGAGAAACGCGAUCCUGGUGCGACCGGCGCUGGAAGAUGCGAUACCCAUCAUGAAUCCCCUGUCGGAGCCAAACUAUGAAACGCUAAAUCCACGUAACAUGCCGGAGGCCCCAUCCGAAGCUCAUGUGUAUGAGAAUCUGAGCUUCAGCAAUGGUGGUUCCGGUUCUACCGAACUGCCCAACUCAGUGCCUCCACCUAUCAAUACAGCAACAUUCCGAAUCAACCGUAGCGCUAGUGGUAGUAACAUAAUAAACUCCAAUUCUCAGUUUAGAAAUCCGUCGAUCACAGCGUCGGUGCGACCGUUUGCGGCCUCUGGGCUGCGGGGAAGUUCAACGAAUCUCACCAGUAGUAGUCAUAGCAAUAGCAAUAGCCGCGAACGGGACAGGCACCGUCGUUCCUACGGCGGAGCAGCCGGUGGCGAGAGCACCGAAAGUCUGAUACGUUCCAGUACAACGAAUCUAGCCAAAUCGUGCAGUAAGCGGGGUAGUUUCGCCGAAAACCGGCGAUCCAGCUCAACGAGUCUCCACCAGAGACACUUCGGUUCGACGUCGAACCUGCACUCGAUGAAGCGACACUCGGGUUCAUCGAGUCAACACCUCAACCAGGAACCCCACGAAUCGUCCGUUAUCGGACGGCGGCACAGCACCAUCGUGAAGCCCGUAGACGGCUGCACCAGUAGCAGUAGUAUGAAGAAGCAAAAAAUCUCCCGUACUUCUAGCAGUACGAACAUUCCCUCCUCCGGCAGUGGCAACAGUGAGAGCAUCGCAUUACGACGCAGUAGCAUAGGUCCCGGUAGCGGUAAUAAACCUCCCAAUUUAGCUUCUUCGCCCAGCCAAAAUGUCCUCUCCCGUCAGACUUCGCUAAGUAUCAACGCUCACAAAGCACCGACAUCGGGGGACCGAAGGCCCCAUACAUCCUCCUGUGAUGAGAGGCAGACGGCAUUCGAGUGGCCGCCAGCGGUGAUCGCCAAAAAGCGCGACAACGAUCCGCUGGCGUCCGACCUGGAGGUUAUGGUUUCGGAUGCGGAAAACCUUGCCAGCGAUGAUAGAUAACCUUAGGUUCACGCUUGAUUCCGCUGGCAACACAAGCUGUAGCGCUUGUCCUCGGAACGGUUUUAAAACGAGACGCUUCCUAAAUUUUCACCCGAGCGCUCCUCCCACAACAAGGUUUUGUUUUCAUCAAGUGCCAAGUGACCCCCCCGUUUACACAUCAAUCACACAUCGCCAUCUAUUUGUCAUUACGAUCUACCGGAGGAAGUGGUAUGUCAAUCAAUCAAAAUUAUUUGUGAAUGAAUAGAUGUCUGAUAUUCACAUACACUAUUUUUUGCGAAUGGAAGCAUAUCAGCGACAAAUAGGACACUUUAGUGAAAUAUGCAAUAGAAGGAUUCGUACGAGUCACAGUCUGUCGAUACUAGUUCGACAGCCAUAGGCGACUGACUCAUACUAACAACAAUCGAUAGAUCUAUCAGCACAUUCCACUCAAACACGAAAAAAAAAACUAUUUUUCCUUCAAAAUCACCCCCAAACUCGUCGUGAUCACUUCAUUCGGAUAAACAUUAUCAAGCAGAAAGUUAAGAGAAAAAAGAGAACGAACAAACGAAAACCUGCCAAAAUUUACCAUAAUUUUUUCGUGUGCAACGACACCACAUUUACUUUUAUUGAAUUUUUACAGAGUAAUACAAAUUUUAGCCCACAUUUGAAUGAAUAACAUCAUUUCAACCAAGAAAACACCCACACACACAUUAGGGUAAAGUAAUUCACAAUAAAGAGUAUAAUCGUGUAAAUAGUAACCAUUAGCUAUUAUUAUGGAAUAAGUCCUGCUAGCCGACUGGUGGCAAAGCUUUCAUUGUGAGUAUUGAUAUGACAAAAAAAACAAAACAAGCAAACAAACAGAAAAAAAAAUCAAGGAAAACUCUAACCAACAUUAACUUAACAAUUGAGAAAGGAUUUAAUUUUAUACACCUAACGAUAAGGGAAAGGCUAAAACAGAUAACUAAUUCGAAUAGGUUGAAUGUGAUUCUUAUCUUUAAAUAAAUCAAAUUUAUAAGCAGAAGAAACGUGAGACAUCACUGUAUGUGGAAUAAGAUUUUUAUUUUUAACUCUAGACUCUAACAGAGAUAGCAAAAGGAUACACAAAAGAUAAACUAUUUAUGUAAUAAAGACUAGGGGCCCAGCGCAGACACGAUCCCAAUUCCGCAUCAUUAGAGCAGAUUAUGUUGAUCCAGAGUUUUUCACGCGAUCCAACCCCUCGGAAAUGAUUCCAAGAGUGGAGUUCUUUAAGAACCUUUAUCACUUGAAGACUCCCAGAUGACCUCAAGAAACAAAAUAAACUGAAAGAGAAAAUACUCUUUAUUUUUUUAUACACGAUCAUGCAUCCGCCGACUUUCAGCCUAUUGAUUUUCCGCCGCCCACAUACUCAAACAAAAAAAAACUAAAGCAGUAACGUGAAAAAGAAGGAUUCCUACAAGAUAUUACUAUGGAGACGAGCGAAGAGAGUACCAAUUCAAAGCCGAGAUACUACUUACUACUGAACUACCGAAAUGCAAUUAUUUUCUGUGAACAAAACAAAGAAACAAACAAAACUAUCAAGAUGUUUUAUCACACCAUUAUAUACCACACGCUGCGUAGCAUAUUGCAAUAUUUUCUACUACCGAUGUUAAUUCACAGCGUGACACCACAAAAAAAAACAAUAAAAAUAUUCAAUCAAGGCAAAGGACAGAGCCAAUAUUUUCAACACUACAUCGCGGUUCAGAUUUCACCGUGUGCGUGUGGACAAUGUCGCAAAAAGUUAUUGUAAAUAUCGAGCAAAUUAAAUUAUUGCCAUCAUUGAGCGCGAAACGGAAAAUUGAAGAAUAAAAACAACAACAUAAUGAUGGUCGUGAUUCAGCCCUUCUGAUCGGCAAAAACACCACACUUCCACGAACGUAUGAUUAUUGUUCUGAUUAUUAUCAAUUAACGCAGCAGCGCCCAGCUACGGGACGACACGUAAUGGGAUUUUUGAACGGGAUCGACAUACAGACAAUGUGGUACCACGAAAACGAAUGAAAGCUGCCAUAAACAAACGAAAACAGAGAAGUAAUUUAAUUGUGGUAAGAAUCAAUCGGGAAAUUAACGGGCAAAAUGCGAUUGUGAACCAGAAGUCAGUGAAAUUAUCAUAAAUAAAAAUUGAUGAAAAGUAAAACAA
This is a messenger RNA of Toxorhynchites rutilus septentrionalis, 8706 nucleotides long. RefSeq lists its product as uncharacterized. Gene Ontology annotation, biological process: Notch signaling pathway; membrane protein ectodomain proteolysis. NCBI's taxonomy places the organism in Eukaryota, Metazoa, Arthropoda, Insecta, Diptera, Culicidae. Gene Ontology annotation, cellular component: plasma membrane. The coding region runs from base 1482 to 6575 and encodes 1697 amino acids. The transcript has 13 exons. Gene Ontology annotation, molecular function: metalloendopeptidase activity. The record is from RefSeq and is a predicted model, not a curated record.